UGGAGGCGCUGUUGCAGCCAGUCACCGUCCAGAUAAUAACAGCAGGAAGAAGUCCGGCUGGGCAGCAUCAUGCCCGCUGCUGUGAUCAUGGAGGAGAACUUUGAUCAGCUAUUGGAUCAGUGUGAAGCGCAGGAGCUGGAGGCUCCAGGAGGCAUCGCAACUCCCCAGGUCUACGCUCAGAUGCUAGCGCUGUAUCUGCUCAACAACGACAUGAACAACGCCCGCUAUCUGUGGAAGAGGAUUCCUCAAGCCAUAAAAUCAGCUAACCCUGAGCUAGCAGCUAUCUGGACCGUCGGCCAACGCAUUUGGCAGAGAGACUUCCCGGGGAUCUACACGGCCAUCGCUGCCCACCAGUGGUCCGAGAAUAUCCUUCCUGUCAUGGAGGCCCUCAGAGAGAGCAGCAGGCAGCGGGCCUACAGCCUGGUGGCGCAGGCCUACACCUCCAUCACAGCCGAAGACUUCGCUGCCUUCGUGGGCUACACGGUGGAGGAGGCGGUGAACGGUGUGGUGAGUCAAGGCUGGCAGGCCGACCCAGCAACCAGGAUGGUAAUGCCCAAGAAGCCAGACCCGCCCCCGGUGUCGCUGGUUCCUAACGAGCAGCAGCUGGCCCGGCUCACUGACUACGUGGCAUUCCUAGAGAACUGAAGGCUCCCCUGGUUCCGCCGGAGGAGAGGUCGCUGCUCCUCCUAUUGGACCGACACCUGGAUUCAUCCCAUGACCCCGCCCCCGCUCAGACGACGACAAUGAUGAUUGGCUGUUUGCAGCCACCUGAUGUGUAAAUAGCUCUGAGUAUUGCUGUUUCAGGCAAAAAUGGAGAGAACCUCGACUACUUUCCACCCGACUUCCUGUUUCCACCCGACUUCCACUUUCCACCCGACUUCCUGUUUCCACCCGACUUCCUGCUUCCACCCGACUUCCUGCUUCCACCCGACUUCCUGUUUCCACCCGACUUCCACUUUCCACCCGACUUCCUGCUUCCACCCGACUUCCUGUUUCCACCCGACUUCCUGUUUCCACCCGACUUCCUGUUUCCACCCGACUUCCUGUUUCCACCCGACUUCCACUUUCCACCCGACUUCCUGUUUCCACCCGACUUCCUGUUUCCACCCGACUUCCUGCUUCCACCCGACUUCCUGUUUCCACCCGACUUCCACUUUCCACCCGACUUCCUGUUUCCACCCGACUUCCUGCUUCCACCCGACUUCCUGUUUCCAUCCGACUUCCUGUUUCCACCCGACUUCCUGUUUUGGCUGCUGAAUAAACGUGUUUCUAUUUCUA
Molecule: messenger RNA, 1278 nt
Organism: Gambusia affinis (western mosquitofish)
Lineage: Eukaryota; Metazoa; Chordata; Actinopteri; Cyprinodontiformes; Poeciliidae
Gene: cops8
Product: COP9 signalosome subunit 8
Exons: 7
Coding region: 70-645 (191 amino acids)
Biological process (GO): COP9 signalosome assembly; protein deneddylation
Cellular component (GO): COP9 signalosome
Source: RefSeq, a predicted model, not a curated record